Messenger RNA from Phytophthora infestans T30-4, 315 nucleotides. RefSeq lists its product as uncharacterized. The record is from RefSeq and is a predicted model, not a curated record. Bases 1 to 315 code for a protein of 104 amino acids. Lineage: Eukaryota; Oomycota; Peronosporomycetes; Peronosporales; Peronosporaceae. The transcript has 3 exons.
AUGUUGAGGGUUGUCCCAAUUGACUUAAACACGUGUUGCCAGAACGUCGACACGAACUUCCUGUCUCGACGGGCAACACCUUCGACGUCUACCUUCCUCGUGGUCGGGCCAAAAUGGCAUCGCUUUGUCAGUCGGUCAACGACCACCCAGAUGGAAAUUACUUCACGCUUUGUUCGUGGCAAGUCCGUGAUGAAGUCCAUUGACAUCGAUACCCAUCGGUCGUCCGGUACUCGCAGUGCCUCUAGCAGUCCCGGCGGCUUCGCUAGCCGCAAUUUUGUCAAGUACGCCCGCUCUGCACCUGGAUUACUGCCGUAG